AUGUGGUUCGCGUAAUAGCCACAGGCCGUAAUUAAGCAGAGAACCUUCCCAAACAGAACAUUAAAUAUUUCAUUAAUCGCGCGUGUAAAAGUUCAAAUGUUACAGUUCCGGUUUACUGCAGCUAGCUAACUGAUUUUUUUUUCUUUUUUUUUUGAGGAUCUACCUACAUUAUUAUUUUUAUUAUUAUAAUUUCUAGUUAGCUAGCUAAAACUUUACAGGUCCUGAACGACCCCGUGAGGUGUUAAGUAUAUCCAGACGCUUCAUAUACCAUGUUGGCUACAGGCGCAGCUGCAACUACAGCACUGGUACAGGUGGAUCGGGAGAAGAUCUACCAGUGGAUCAACGAGUUGUCCAGCCCAGAGACCAGGGAGAAUGCCCUCCUGGAGCUCAGCAAAAAGAGGGAGUCUGUGCCGGACCUGGCGCCCAUGCUCUGGCACUCAUGUGGCACCAUUGCCGCCCUCCUGCAGGAAAUUGUGAACAUCUACCCCUCCAUAAACCCCCCAACGCUGACGGCACACCAGUCCAAUCGAGUCUGCAAUGCCCUCGCACUGUUACAGUGUGUCGCUUCCCAUCCAGAGACUCGGUCUGCAUUUCUGGCAGCACACAUUCCUCUUUUCCUCUACCCCUUCUUGCAUACCGUGAGCAAGACACGUCCCUUUGAGUACCUCCGCCUUACCAGCUUAGGAGUCAUAGGGGCUCUUGUCAAAACAGAUGAGCAGGAGGUGAUCAACUUCCUGCUUACCACAGAGAUCAUACCCCUGUGUCUGCGUAUCAUGGAGUCAGGCAGCGAGCUCUCCAAAACGGUUGCUACUUUUAUACUGCAAAAAAUUCUGCUAGACGACACCGGACUGGCAUACAUAUGCCAGACAUAUGAACGCUUCUCCCACGUGGCAAUGAUCCUUGGUAAAAUGGUACUGCAGCUCUCGAAGGAACCCUCAGCACGUCUGCUGAAACACGUCGUACGCUGCUACCUUCGCCUGUCCGAUAACCCCAGAGCACGAGAGGCGCUACGCCAAUGUCUGCCCGACCAGUUGAAGGAUGCCACGUUUGCCCAGGUUCUGAAGGACGACACCACCACCAAGCGCUGGCUGGCCCAGCUCGUCAAAAACCUGCAGGAGGGCCAAGUGACCGAUGGCCGGGGCAUUCCCCUGACCGCACAGUGACCGCCCACCUUGUCAACCCCUUGAAUACUAGCUGAGGAAUGGUACCGCACUGCACAGAAGACAACCAUGACUAGAAGUGGAAUGGAAAAAGGGUCCGGUAGUCAUUUUUCGACACUGGCACUUGUGUAUAUUUUAUAGUACCGGUGUGAAUAUUUUUGAGCUAAUAUUCUAUGAUGGCCCGGUACUCAAGAGAAAUUGAAGGCACCGGUUGUUUGAAGUGGUGUGCACUGGUCCAAGACCAUGACAGGAAAAUGCUGUGAAGGACCGUAAACUCUGUGGCUCACUUGUUGUUGCCACUCACAUGGCAAAUCUCCCUGAGACGUUCUCACAGUGGUCCCAAAAGUCUUCUGGAGGCGUUUGAUUGGCAUUUCAAAAAGAGACCUGUAAUAUGGGGUUCAGCAAUGAUGUCAUUAAUUGCCCUGGUUUUGACUGGCUAAAAUGAAUGGUGCUCCCAAUAUUUUUAGUAAUUUUCUGAACAGAAACGACUACAGGCUUUUUCUAAGUGCCCCCCCCCCCCCCCCCCAUUUUUUUCUUUUUUUUUUUAAUGAAUGUACUCCACUUCUUGAGGGUAGGUCUCAACAUAAAGCUCUACUUUUUCUUAGGGGCUACACAUUUAACAAAUCUACUGCAAACAAAAUAAAGAUCCACUCACCUUUUCAGCAAAAACGGUUUAUUUCACCAACUUGUUAAAAUAGGUGUAUAUAAUGUCUUCAUAUAUUGUUCAUUCAGAUCGGAAAUGUGAUUUCUGCAUUACCAUUAAUCUCAGAGAAGUUUCUUGAUGAGUAACCUUGGCCGUGGGCAUUCUUCAUAGAGCAUAUAAGACUGGGAUAUCAACAAUUCAAACUUUGUUGUUGUGGUCAGUGAACAUAGAAAUGUGUAGAAGUGACCUUACUUAAUAAAGCGUUUGUCUAAUUGG
Esox lucius (northern pike) is the source of this 2079-nucleotide messenger RNA. Its product is annotated as CCR4-NOT transcription complex subunit 9. The record is from RefSeq and is a predicted model, not a curated record. The transcript is spliced from 8 exons. NCBI's taxonomy places the organism in Eukaryota, Metazoa, Chordata, Actinopteri, Esociformes, Esocidae. Gene Ontology annotation, biological process: mRNA catabolic process; negative regulation of translation. The coding region runs from base 270 to 1163 and encodes 297 amino acids. Gene Ontology annotation, cellular component: P-body; CCR4-NOT core complex; CCR4-NOT complex.